Molecule: messenger RNA, 258 nt
Organism: Anisakis simplex (herring worm)
Lineage: Eukaryota; Metazoa; Nematoda; Chromadorea; Rhabditida; Anisakidae
Source: the annotation of a GenBank genome assembly
GAUAUAACUCAAGAUAGCACGUUGAAUCCUCGAUGCCCUGUGCGAUGUCGCAGUGAAGAUGCGGUGAGCGUUUUCGAGGAAACGCCGACUGAAACUUCAUCAUAUACGCGUAAAAAACUCAAAACAAAGUCAAUGAGUUCAACAGCGCUGAAAACGGGACCGUUCAUGACAAUCAAAGAAAACGAGAAGAAAGUCAAGAAGAAAGACUCAACAAUUGAUUUGUCGUCAUUAGAACAUGAACUGGAUGAUGAGGAUUGA